UUUCCGUCAGUAGCAGAGCUGAACCUCACUUCCCUGUCAGUCCGCCCCGCAGAGCUGUGGCCCAACUUUGUACAGUCCCGGAGCAAAAAUGAGCGACAAAGGUUUGUCAGACGAAGCAGCAGAGGCAGCUUGCAAAGAUGCAGACCCGGUUACUAAGGAUUUCAUGAUGCAGCAGACUAUGCUGCGAGUUAAAGAUCCAGUUAAAUCGUUGGAUUUUUACACCAGAAUCCUUGGCAUGACGCUCCUGCAAAAAUUCGACUUCCCCUCCAUGCGUUUCUCUCUCUUCUUCUUGGGCUAUGAAGACAAAAAGGAGAUUCCUACAGAGCUGAAGGAAAAGACAGCCUGGACUUUUUCAAGAAGAGCCACCAUUGAGCUGACACAUAACUGGGGCUCUGAGGCUGAUGAGAGCCAGUCCUAUCACAAUGGAAACUCAGAUCCACGUGGCUUUGGACACAUAGGAAUUGCCGUUCCUAACGUCUAUGAUGCCUGCACAUUUUUCGAAGGACAAGGAGUCACGUUUGUCAAGAAGCCAGAUGAUGGUAAAAUGAAAGGCCUGGCAUUCAUUCAGGACCCUGAUGGAUACUGGAUUGAGAUCCUGAGUCCUAACAAAAUGGUGUCCAUAACCUCCUAAAAACUCUGUCCUCAUGCUACCUGCUGCAGUGCACACAGACCAGAUCUUCUGCGGCCUCUCUGGGAGAGCAAAGCGUCUGGGUUUAGUGAAGAAUUUAGCAACAUGUGCCUGAGGGAAAAUGGAGCAGGAUGCACAUUGGCAUUCAGUGUGCCCUGGCAGGCUGGACUUAUUAAAUACCUGAGUUAUUGCAACUACUUUGUCCACCAACAUCAGUUUGUAUUUGUCUUCAAGUGAUGCUAAAAUAAAGCUGUAUUACUGUGUAAUAAAAAUGAAAACACA
This is a messenger RNA of Eleginops maclovinus (Patagonian blennie), 910 nucleotides long. It is a transcript of the gene glo1, whose product is annotated as glyoxalase 1. The transcript is spliced from 6 exons. The record is from RefSeq and is a predicted model, not a curated record. Lineage: Eukaryota; Metazoa; Chordata; Actinopteri; Perciformes; Eleginopidae. Bases 89 to 631 code for a protein of 180 amino acids. Gene Ontology annotation, molecular function: metal ion binding; lactoylglutathione lyase activity.